Molecule: messenger RNA, 2316 nt
Organism: Oryza sativa Japonica Group (Japanese rice)
Lineage: Eukaryota; Viridiplantae; Streptophyta; Magnoliopsida; Poales; Poaceae
Product: phosphoribulokinase, chloroplastic
Biological process (GO): carbohydrate metabolic process
Cellular component (GO): cytoplasm; chloroplast
Molecular function (GO): phosphoribulokinase activity; ATP binding
Source: RefSeq, a predicted model, not a curated record
UACCGCAGUCCGGUAUGCUUGCUGAUCGCAUGGUACGGUUGCUGUUACUCUUUGACAAUAAGGCAGAGAAGCGGCGGUGCAUGCAAUCAUGCAGCGUGGCAGGGAUCUUCUCUAGAACCAGCGCCCUGAACUUUGAAUGGAAACCAAAGCACCCCUGUGGGUCAGUUUGGGCGGUCGUUUUGGCGUUCACAGCAACUUGACAAACUAUGGGCCAUCUUCUGUGUUGCUCCAAUACUCGACGCGUCCGCUUCUGCAGUCCAUUUCAGCCAGCUCCUCGGUGGAAACCCAUGUUUGUACCUUCUUUGACAGAGUCUGUUCUAGGAUGGCUAGCCUUGGUCAUCAGUGACAAGUAACAUCGCGCGUGAUUGCGGCUAUCAGUUAGUUUAGGCAGUUAAAGCAAGCUCAAAUCAACGGAUAAACAAUUGAGCAAUGCGCUCGUGGCAAAUCCUACAACUCACGUGUGGUGCGUUAAAAGAGGAAGAGUAGAAUCAGUAGUACUCAGUAUCUUUGUAUGGUUAACCGAGUGUGUUUCAAGAGAAUCACCAUUUUCACCAAUGGAAUCAUAAUGCAAUUCGCCAAAUACACCAAACAAACACAUACGUUGGCGCCCUCCGUUUUCAGCCGGCCACCCUCAUGCCGCCACCACGUAGGACCACCAUAAUCUGCAACCCCGCGAAAACCACCAGUCCACCACCAAGAUUUCUCUUCUUCCGCCGGCCGGCCGGCCCUGCUGCGCGCGUCUCUAGCUAGAUAUCGGCAUGGAGGUAUGCAGGACAAAGAAAGCCCAUGAAAAUCCAGUCUCAAUCAUCUCAAGCUAGCUAAGCAUCCUGCAGUACAUCUAGCUCAACUCAUUUGAUCGAUAUUUCGUCGCUGAGCUGAGGCUGAGCUGACAGCGAGCUAACAGAGGAAGCAACUCAUCAAGCAAGAACGGACACCACACUGCAAGCUCUCCCUACUCCUUGGUCUCACUCUCUUGGACCUAGCUUCGCAACGCCCUGAUCAAUGGCGGCCAGGUCGUUCAGCUCGGCGAGCACGACGACCAUCCUGCUGAGAAGCGGGAGGUGGAGGAGGACAAUGAGGGCGGCGGCGUUCCCGUUCCGCGUGUCGUGCUCCGCGGCGGCGGCGGCGGCGGCGGGCGGGACGGUGGUGAUCGGGCUGGCUGCCGACUCCGGGUGCGGGAAGACCACGUUCGUGCGUCGCCUGACGAGCGUGCUCGGCGCCGGCACCGCGGCGGCGGCGGCGCCUCCGUGGGGCGGCAACCCGGGCUCCAACACGCUCCUCGGCGACGCCGCCACGGUGAUCUGCCUCGACGACUACCACUCGCUGGACCGCGCGGGGCGGAAGGAGAGGGGCGUGACGGCGCUGGACCCGCGCGCCAACGACUUCGACCUCAUGUACCGGCAGCUGAAGGCCAUCAAGGAGGGCCGCGCCGUCGCGAAGCCCAUCUACAACCACGCCACGGGCCUCCUCGACCCGCCAGAGCUCAUCACUCCCCCCAAGAUCCUCGUCGUCGAGGGCCUGCACCCAAUGUAUGAUGAGCGUGUCAGGGGCCUGCUGGACUUCAGCAUCUACCUGGACAUCAGCAGCGACAUCAAGUUUGCAUGGAAAAUUCAGAGAGACAUGGCAGAGCGUGGGCACAGCCUGGAGAGCAUCAAGGCCAGCAUUGAAGCCCGGAAGCCCGACUUCGAUGCGUAUAUUGACCCGCAGAAGCAGUACGCCGAUGCCGUGAUCGAGGUCCUGCCGACGCGGCUGAUCGCCGCCGCGGACGACGACGGCGACGAAGGCAAGGUGCUGCGCGUGAAGCUGAUCAUGAAGGAAGGCGUCGAGCACUUCGCGCCGGCCUACCUCUUCGACGAAGGAUCGACCAUCAGCUGGAUCCCCUGCGGCAGGAAGCUCUCCUGCUCCUACCCUGGCAUCAAAUUCUCGUACUUCCCGGACACCUACUUCGGCCACGAGGUUUCGGUGCUGGAGAUGGACGGGAAGUUCGACAAGCUGGACGAGCUGAUCUACGUGGAGAGUCACCUCAGCAACCUGUCGACCAAGUACUACGGAGAGGUGACGCAGCAGAUGCUGAAGCACGCCGACUUCCCCGGGAGCAACAACGGCACGGGGCUCUUCCAGACCAUCGUCGGGCUCAAGAUCAGGGACCUCUACGAGCAGGUCGUCGCCGAGAGGGCCGCUUCGCCGCCGGCACUGGCUGCCGUUGCCUGAUAGCCGCCGCCGGGCCACCGGCAUCCGCCGGAGUUCGGGCGUAUCGGUUAAUUUGUAUUUCUUGUAAUUGUAAUAUUUGUAUGGUGUAUUCAUGUGAUUUGAUUG